This is a messenger RNA of Apis laboriosa (Himalayan honeybee), 1634 nucleotides long. RefSeq names its product transcriptional adapter 2-alpha (gene Ada2a). Bases 60 to 1502 code for a protein of 480 amino acids. Gene Ontology annotation, cellular component: SAGA-type complex; nucleus. The transcript has 2 exons. Gene Ontology annotation, molecular function: transcription coactivator activity; zinc ion binding; chromatin binding. The record is from RefSeq and is a predicted model, not a curated record. Gene Ontology annotation, biological process: chromatin remodeling; regulation of transcription by RNA polymerase II. Lineage: Eukaryota; Metazoa; Arthropoda; Insecta; Hymenoptera; Apidae.
GUUUGAAAGAAGUGGUGAUUUAUUUCUAUAUAAAUAUAAAGAAUUAAUAUAAAAAAAAUAUGGCUAAUCCGAAUUUAACUGAUAUGACAGAGGAAGACGCGGCAGAUUUACAAUUUCCAAAAGACUGCUCAUCGAGUAGAACAGAAAAGAUCGAGCGUAACGUAGAACUCGACGUGUCAGUCGUGAAGGAUGAAAUCAUUACUUCAGACCCAAUAUGCCGUGUAUGUAAAUCUGCAUUGACAGAACCGUAUAUUCGUUGUGCUGUGUGUAGUAGUAUGGAACUGUGUCCCUCUUGUUUCUCUAAUGGAUCAGAAAUUGGCAAUCAUAGAAAUGAUCAUGACUAUAUCAUCAUAAAAAACGAAUUUCCUUUAAUCGAGGAAAGUGGUUGGACAGCGAAACAAGAAUUAGAAUUACUAGAUGUUUUACUGGAGUGCGGUUUUGGCAAUUGGAUUGACAUGGCGAAACGAAUGCAAGACAAAUCACCAGAAGAAUGUAAAAAUCAUUAUCUUCAAUAUUAUAUAGAUAAUCAAGCAUUACCAGGAUUGCCAAAAAUUGAAGAAACAAGAGCUAGUUUGUUUGAAUGUGAAUCCAUUCCUUAUUUAUAUAAAUUGCAAGAUUUAGAAGAACCUCCUCGAUUUGCACCUAAUACCCUUAAUUGUAAACUUUUGGCUGGAUAUAAUCCAGCAAGAUCAGAUUUUGAAGUGAAUUUUGAUAAUCACGCAGAAUUAUUAAUUUCUGAUUUAAACUAUAAUGAAUUUGCUAUAAAUGAUGAAAAUUAUGAAUUAGGAAAAACAUUGCAAAUAGCUAUAGUACAAGCAUAUAAUAAUAGACUAAAAGAACGUAUGAGAAGAAGAAAGAUUAUACGUAAUCAUGGAUUGAUAGCAUUUAGAAGAACUAUAUCUUGGAUACAAAGAUACGAAUGUACAAUAACUAGACCUAUUGUAGAAAGAUUAUUAAUUUACAUGCAAUUAUUAGGAGGUAUAGAAUUUGAUUACUUCAUGGAAGGUUUACACAGAGCAGGAGAGCUUAAAAAUUAUAUUAAUAAAUUAUUUGAAUUUCGCACUAAUGGUUUAAAGUAUUUUCAUAGUGUUCCAAUGUUCCAAAAAUUAAGUAAACUUAGACAGGAAAAUGAAAAGGAAAGAAAACAAUAUUUAAAUAAUCCCGAAUAUAGUUGGAAGACUAUAUUACCCGGAUGUAAUAUUAGUUUUAAUAAUUCUAUGUCAAAUACAAUUUCACAACGAAAAGCGGCACCACCACUUGCAAUUAAAGGUCUUCCAGGAUACGAAAAAUUAACCCCGGCUGAAAAAGAACUUUGCUCAGUUACGCGUAUAGUUCCUACCAAUUAUCUUGAUUUUAAACAAAUUUUAAUAGCGGAAAAUAAAAAAUCUGGUUGCCUUAGAUUGGCACAAGCUAGAGUUUUACUUAAGAUUGACGUAAAUAAAACGCGAAAAAUAUACGAUUUUCUUACGGAGAAAGGAUAUAUAAAUAAACCGAAUCAAUGACAUACAUUUUGUUAAUAUAACUAAAAUACGUAAGUUUUGUGCAUUAUUACUUCGUAAGUAUAUAUUGGAUUGUGAUAUUACAUAUUAAGAAUUUAAAAAAUCGACUGAAAAUAAUAAUGUAUCAUUAAAAUG